AUGCGUGAGAUUGUUCACCUCCAGACCGGUCAGUGCGGUAACCAAAUUGGUGCUGCUUUCUGGCAGACCAUCUCUGGCGAGCACGGCCUCGACUCCAGCGGUGUCUACAAUGGCACUUCUGAGCUCCAGCUCGAGCGCAUGAAUGUCUACUUCAACGAGGCCUCCGGUAACAAGUAUGUUCCUCGCGCCGUCCUCGUCGAUCUUGAGCCUGGUACCAUGGACGCUGUCCGCGCCGGUCCCUUUGGUCAGCUCUUCCGCCCCGACAACUUCGUUUUCGGCCAGUCCGGUGCUGGCAACAACUGGGCCAAGGGUCACUACACUGAGGGUGCUGAGCUUGUUGACCAAGUCCUCGAUGUUGUUCGUCGUGAGGCCGAGGGCUGUGACUGCCUUCAGGGCUUCCAGAUCACCCACUCUCUUGGUGGUGGUACUGGUGCUGGUAUGGGUACUCUGCUCAUCUCCAAGAUCCGCGAAGAGUUCCCCGACCGUAUGAUGGCCACCUUCUCCGUCGUUCCCUCCCCUGGCAACUCCGAUACUGUUGUCGAGCCUUACAACGCCACUCUCUCCGUCCACCAGCUCGUUGAGAACUCCGACGAGACCUUCUGUAUCGACAAUCAGGCCCUGUAUGAUAUCUGCAUGCGCACCCUGAAGCUGUCUAAUCCCUCGUACGGUGACCUGAACCACCUUGUCUCCGUUGUCAUGUCCGGCAUUACCACCUGCCUGCGUUUCCCUGGUCAGCUCAACUCUGACCUUCGCAAGCUCGCCGUCAACAUGGUUCCUUUCCCUCGUCUGCACUUCUUCAUGGUCGGCUUUGCUCCUCUGACCAGCCGUGGUGCUCACUCCUUCCGCGCUGUCUCUGUUCCUGAGCUCACUCAGCAGAUGUUCGACCCUAAGAACAUGAUGGCUGCCUCUGACUUCCGCAACGGUCGCUACCUGACCUGCUCUGCCAUUUUCCGUGGUAAGGUUGCCAUGAAGGAGGUCGAGGACCAGAUGCGUAAUGUGCAGAACAAGAACUCUACCUACUUCGUCGAGUGGAUCCCCAACAACAUCCAGAACGCCCUUUGCGCUGUUCCCCCCCGUGGCCUUAAGAUGUCGUCUACCUUCAUUGGUAACUCGACCUCGAUCCAGGACCUUUUCAAGCGUGUUGGUGAGCAGUUCUCCGCCAUGUUCCGUCGCAAGGCUUUCCUUCACUGGUACACUGGUGAGGGUAUGGACGAGAUGGAGUUCACUGAGGCCGAGUCCAACAUGAACGAUCUUAUCUCGGAGUACCAGCAGUACCAGGAUGCUGGUAUUGAUGACGAGGAGGGCGAGUACGACGAGGAAGUUCCCAACGAGACUGAGGAACUCAUGUAA
Molecule: messenger RNA, 1350 nt
Organism: Cordyceps fumosorosea ARSEF 2679
Lineage: Eukaryota; Fungi; Ascomycota; Sordariomycetes; Hypocreales; Cordycipitaceae
Product: tubulin beta chain
Exons: 5
Coding region: 1-1350 (449 amino acids)
Biological process (GO): microtubule cytoskeleton organization; mitotic cell cycle
Cellular component (GO): cytoplasm; microtubule
Molecular function (GO): GTP binding; structural constituent of cytoskeleton; GTPase activity
Source: RefSeq, a predicted model, not a curated record